AUGAACCAGGACCAGAACCAGGACUUGUAUACCAAAGCCAAGAACAUGAUGAGAGACAGCGCUGCUUCCAAUGGUGAAUGCUUGUUUCUCCCCGAGAGUCAACUCUGCAGCCUGGUAAAUGACCGCAGCUUUACCUCCUCCCUAGGAGAUAAUCCCCCGCCGGGCCUGAUCAAAUUCGUGCGCGACGAAGCGCCAAGGGUUUUCUUGACCAUCUGGUGGACCUUUGAGGACUCUGACAGUUCGGAGCUAGUCUCCAUUAUGACAAAGUUCCAGAAAUGCAGGUUCACUGAUGAUGUACUCCCGAUCGAUAACAAUGCCAAGACAUGCCUGAAACGUGGGCAGGACGCUAAGCAUUGUUCUCACAAGCAAGCUCUAGAUGUGUUUCACGACGACAGCAUCUGGAAGACUCGCAAGAUAGAUCGAUUUUGCGAAAAUCAGUGGGCGUUCAUUGCCCCUGUGUUCACAAAGGGUGAUGCCAAACGAAGACUGCCUGCCAGCUCCAGACUGCCAUUCUUGGAGUUCAGGGAUGCGGGGCGAGGUGCCUUCUCCGACGUGUUCAAGGCUGAGCUCCUCGCAGAUCAUCAGAAAGAAUUCAACCUUAAACCCCCACCCGACCGCGAUGUGGUCCCCGUUGCCGUGAAGAAGUUCAGAAAUGACCCGAAGGCAAACUUGAAUGCUGAGAACACUUGGGAGGAGGAAGCAACAACGGUCGACAAGCUCGGUUCCAUUCGCCACAAGCACUUGAUUCAACGCAUGGCUGCAUUCAGCCGGCAUGACGAGUACUAUAUCAUGUUCGAGUGGGCCGAUGGAGGAAAUCUCGAAGAACUAUGGCUAUCUGAUCACAACGACGAGCAUCGGAAACUGACCCGGGAUCAGAUCAUAGACGUUGUAGAACAGCUAUACGGUCUGUCUGGUGCACUUUGUGAGCUGCAUGGUACCAACACUCGCACAUCGACAGGUCUCAACGUGGCCAGCCAGCGAGCAAGGAACAUUACCUCUAAUGGAGUUCGUAUCGACAACAGCGGGGCUACUGGCAUACCUGUCAUCGCAAUUGGCGAUCAGGACGCUUCCGAGAGUCUUCCUGACACCGAGAACUGGCGCCAUGGCGACUUGAAGCCUCAGAACAUCCUCAAGGUCGGCGCUUCGGAAUGGCUCGGAACUCUCAAGAUUGCCGACCUCGGAUUGGCCAAGCACCACCAGUUCGUGACAUAUCUCAGGGAAGGCCCGACCAACACAAAGUUCGCGACGCAGCACUACGAAGCACCGGAGGUCAUCAUCGCAUCGAUGGUGCCCAGGUCGCGACGGUACGAUAUAUGGUCAAUGGGCUGCAUCAUCUUCGAGUUCGUCAUCUGGCUCCUGUACGGCAAAAGCGCGCUCCAGGACUUUUACAAUGAGGUGGACAACAUCGAGGACCCUUCGAUUGAGACACUCUAUUUCAUCGUCAACAGGCGUGAUCGCUCCGCGAGAGUCAGCGACAUUGCGUCUCACUGGAUGCGCCAGAUUCUGGAGAACGACCCCGAAUGCAACAAAGCUAACAAGACGGUGCUUGGAGACCUCCUUAGGCUGGUCCAGAGGAGAAUGUCCGGGAAGAAUGGAGGGUCUCAGCUGCCGCUGUGA
Messenger RNA from Colletotrichum spaethianum, 1617 nucleotides. Its product is annotated as homeodomain-interacting protein kinase 1. NCBI's taxonomy places the organism in Eukaryota, Fungi, Ascomycota, Sordariomycetes, Glomerellales, Glomerellaceae. The record is from RefSeq and is a predicted model, not a curated record. Gene Ontology annotation, biological process: peptidyl-threonine phosphorylation; peptidyl-serine phosphorylation. The coding region runs from base 1 to 1617 and encodes 538 amino acids. Gene Ontology annotation, molecular function: ATP binding; protein serine/threonine kinase activity. The transcript is spliced from 3 exons.